UGUAUAUGACACAAAGCCUUAUGGAGAGGGAGUGGGUGUCUCAGACUUGCAUGGUACAGAAGGAGGAGAGCUCGCUAUUGCACAAGUUAUUACUGUUGCUGCUUUAGGAUCGGCUGUAUGGGACCACCUCUGAAGCUGAGCACAGAUCUCACGCAGCCAUAGAGGAAGCAGUCGACGGGCUCCAGAAGAGAAUAGCCCAGGGUGUCAGGAAGGGGUCUGAUUUCUACAGCCUGAAACUCCUGUCACAGGCUCUCAGUACAGGAGAACAGGGAGAUACAUGGGGUGAAGGCGAUUUUGUGGGCACGCUAGCUGGAACGUGUGCCAACCAUAGCCGAAUUCCUUCUUCAGACUUGACAAAAAAAACCCAAAACAACCUGGGUGGGUGAGAAGAGCUUCGGGGUCCUGGAGAAAGUCAGCUGCUACAUUAUCAUUAUCGUCCUGUAGAAGAGCCGAGCUGUUACUCACUUGGUACAUCUCUACGUGUCAUAAUGUUUCCAUAAUCAGUGGUCCCGGAGAAAGUUGUGUUGAUUUUCCCCUCGCGACUUGUAAUUCUGGUAAACGAAGAGGAAUAUUCUGGAGAAUCUUUUACUGCAGGGGUUGAGUUAUGCCUGUUAAUUGUUACUCUGAUCUGCAGUAGGAGUUGAAUAAUGGGGUUAGGACGUGUGCUACGUGCAGAGGACUUGAUUAAACGGAGAUGGAUAGAGGGCAUCAGCCGGGAAAGUGUAUAAGGAGUGAAGUUCACACUGCAAACCCGUCAGAGGCUGUGCCUGGUGUUCAGUGUGCUGGGAUGGGGGUGGAAAGAUUCCCACAAUAUCCCGUGAAGGCAUCUCACUCAGCAUCAGAUGUCCAAUCCUCUUCAAACUCACUAGAUGGGGUUCAUCAAUGCCACAAUCACCUAGCUUCUGUGCAGAUUAAAGCCAAUGGUGAGGGCCCAUCUGUUGAACAGGAAGAGCAGGUAGCAUUGCUUGCCUGCCCAGUGGCUGCUCUUAGGGCUAGGGGUUUGGCAAGUGGAGACAUGCACCUGUUGAGAGGUGGAAAGAGUGGGGCAAUAGUCAGCAGAGAGAGGGCCUUUAUCCGAGAAGUUGAUAACAGUACCCACUGCCAAGAAAUUGUAAUGCCAAUUAAUGGAAGGACAGAUGGCUUUGCCACUAAAAGGAAAUGGAUGGAAAAUGGACUAACAGAGACUGGUGUUAGGGGGAUUGUCCCAGAGAGUGGUCCCUCAGUAUUCCCUCCUGUGGAGGGUAAGAGACGCAAGACAGAGGUACAUGAGGAUGCCCAUAUUCACCAAGAAUCCACUUCCAUAAGGGAAGGACAACUUGCAUCAAGGCCAGUGGGGAACAAAAGUUCAGUAGUAUCUCCCCUACGAAUGUCAUUAGACUAUAUUGUUCCCUGCAUGACAUACUAUGGUAUUUGUGUGAAGGAUCACUUUUUAGGAGAAGCACUAGGAUCAAGGGUCUUUGAAGAAGUGCAGAUGCUUAAUAGAAGUGGAAAAUUUCGGGAUGGACAGCUUGUCAGCCAGAGGACAAUUCCAUCCAAAAACAUCCGUGGAGACCAAAUUGCUUGGGUGGAAGGGAAAGAGCCGGGCUGUGAGAACAUUGGGGCUCUCAUGUCCAAAAUAGAUGAGGUCAUUAUGCACUGCAAUGGGAAAAUGGAGAAUUAUGUCAUCAAUGGAAGAACAAAGGCAAUGGUCGCGUGUUAUCCUGGAAAUGGGAUGGGAUAUGUCCGACAUGUGGAUAAUCCGAACAGAGAUGGACGCUGUUUAACCUGUAUCUAUUACCUUAAUCAGAACUGGGAUACCAAGGUCCAUGGUGGGCUGCUGCAGAUUUUCCCUGAGGGACGCUCCGUGGUUGCCAACAUUGAGCCAUUAUUUGAUCGGUUAUUAAUCUUCUGGUCAGACCGACGCAAUCCUCAUGAAGUAAAACCAGCAUUUGCCAUGCGAUAUGCCAUUACAGUGUGGUAUUUCGAUGCAAAGGAGCGAGCAGAAGCCAAAAAUAAAUACAGGCUAGCUGCCGGACAAAAAGGCAUUCAUGUCCCAGUCUCCUGCCCUGGUACUGUGUAACAGGGGUUGGUUAACCUGCUGCUGUUCAUAAUGUUGGAGUUUUUACUGAAAUUUCAGCUGCUAUUACCCUUACAUAGGCUGGAUAAUAAAUGCUUAUGUGAUUACCUGUAAACAUUUUAUGCAGCCCUGGAUAAAGAGAAGAUGCAUAGGGUGGUUCCACUCGUCUGUUAAAAUUGUGCAGAUUAUCUGGUUUAAAUUGAAGUAAUUGUAUUUUACUGCAAAAUGACAAGUAAUAUGAAGGCAGUUGCGAUGAAAUGGAACAGAGGCAUGGUGGGUUACAAGUACUAUAGAUUCACUUGGUUCCCAAAGAUGUGCAGAGGGUUAAAGGAAUACUGGGAAAACAUCCUGCAUUGAAAUCUGUUUUUCAAAAACAGAUUUUUUUAUAUUUAAUUU
This is a messenger RNA of Xenopus tropicalis (tropical clawed frog), 2452 nucleotides long. RefSeq names its product egl-9 family hypoxia-inducible factor 2 (gene egln2). The record is from RefSeq and is a predicted model, not a curated record. Gene Ontology annotation, molecular function: oxidoreductase activity, acting on paired donors, with incorporation or reduction of molecular oxygen; hypoxia-inducible factor-proline dioxygenase activity; 2-oxoglutarate-dependent dioxygenase activity. NCBI's taxonomy places the organism in Eukaryota, Metazoa, Chordata, Amphibia, Anura, Pipidae. Gene Ontology annotation, cellular component: nucleus. The coding region runs from base 695 to 2059 and encodes 454 amino acids. The transcript is spliced from 6 exons.